Messenger RNA from Anopheles aquasalis, 3654 nucleotides. Its product is annotated as phosphatidylcholine:ceramide cholinephosphotransferase 1-like. The record is from RefSeq and is a predicted model, not a curated record. Gene Ontology annotation, biological process: sphingomyelin biosynthetic process; ceramide biosynthetic process. Gene Ontology annotation, molecular function: sphingomyelin synthase activity; ceramide cholinephosphotransferase activity. Lineage: Eukaryota; Metazoa; Arthropoda; Insecta; Diptera; Culicidae. Gene Ontology annotation, cellular component: plasma membrane; Golgi membrane; endoplasmic reticulum membrane.
GUACAGCUGUGCGCGGUAGCAGCGGCCGUUGCCGCCGCCAGCUCUGAUGUCUGGUGCAAGUUGAAAAGCGGCCUUCGAAGGCAUCGAAACGUGUGCUCCUCCGCUCCGUGGUUGCUGUUAGCGAUCGCGUAGUGUGCUGCGUAUCGCGGGAGAGAAAAAAAAACCCGCACGUUAGUCCCCCUGGGACUGGAGCCAUUGUUUACAGUGAUGAUAACGGUUUGAGACGUCGCUCCCCCCGAGGUUCACAAUCUAGGAAAAAUUCAAUCAAUUAACAGCGACCACUGCAACGCCGACGACGACUCGCUCGCUUGUACUUGCUCUGCAAUCGAUCAUGCUGUUUGCCGCGUUGAACUGACAGCAUCAACAUCAGGCUGCGCGAUAAGCGAGGAAAAGGUGUUUGUGACCAGUGCAGCAGGCGAAAGCGAGACGUGCGUUAAUCGCCACAGUUGCCUACAGUGUCCCCUCAGUGGCCACCACGUCGUGGAACGCGAACGAACGAACCGUGCCGCCGUGUUGCUUCUUCGCGACCAGUCUCGGAACCUGAACCCUCCCCGCCGGGAGGUAGUGCAGCGGCAUUGCGCCGCCGAGUGCAAUGACCGGUGGUGUGGUCAAUGCUGGUGUUCCAGUGCCACAGAAGAGUGUUUUGUUCGACAACAACGUACGCAUAUUAACCGCUAGCGGCCCGUGAACGUGAUAGACAACCCACCAAGUUUGUUGUGGCCUUUCUCGCGGAAUCGUGGAAUAACCCAGCAAGAAGACCUCCGCUGAACUCCGGCGAAUCAUCGACCAAUCGAGCCCCAUCCAGGCCUCAUUUUUGGGUGUUGAUUCGUUCUUAUCGUGGGACGCAGCUGGUGGCGCCGCCGCCACACGUAAUAUCAAGCUCCACUGGUGCCGUCUUCAUUUCCUGGUUGAUCCUGGCUGGGGGCGGGGAGGAAUGGCCCAUUACACACCGAAAGCGAAGAAAAGCACCGGCAGCAUGAUGAAGGCCAUCUACGAGCAGCUGUACCUCAAUUGUUCCACCAUCCGGAAGCUGCACUACGAAGAAGUGCCCGAUUCGUACGAGUACAGCCCGGGAAAGCAUAAUCACCAGCAGCAGCCAGCCUAUGCUGCACAUCAUCCUGCUUCACCGUACCACCAACAGACUGCGGCCCAGCAACAGAGCCAAUCGGAGGCCGGAAGUCCGGCUAGCGAUGCGGUGAUGAUCAAGAUCGAUGUAUCCUCGCCGGUACGCGGCGGGGAUGAUCAGCAACGGUAUCCGAAAGAGAUUGGCAAAACUCUGCUGGCGCUGCUGUUUCUAGCCUUCAAUUUCUUCCUCGCCACCGUAUCGCUCUCGCUGGUACACGAUCGCGUGCCCGAUCGAGACACACACGAGCCGCUGCCGGAUGCAUUUCUGGAUCGGGUUGCGCCCCAGGAUUGGGCGCUCGAUGUGAGCGAAAUCCUCAUCAUGGUCGUGGUGAAUUCCUGUGUUGUGUUGAUCACCUUCCACAAGCAUCGCUUCAUUGUGAUGCGGCGAGUGUUUCUACUGCUCUCGAUCCUCUAUCUGAUGCGAUCGAUGACGAUGUACGUGACGGUGUUGCCGGUUUCGAGCCGUACCUACUACUGCAGCCCAAAAUCGAACGCCAGCAGUGCGACGGUGAUCGUCAAGCGUGCCUUCCAGCUCAUUUCCGGUAUGGGCCUUUCGAUCAACGGGAAGCAGAUCUACUGCGGUGACUACAUCUACAGUGGCCACACGGUGACGCUCGUGUUGGGCUACCUAGUGAUAUCGGAAUAUUCACCGAAACGAUUCUGGCCUAUCCACUGGCUGUACUGGGCUGCGAGCAUGACCGGUGUGGUGAUGGUACUAGUGGCUCACGGCCACUACACGGUCGACGUACUGAUUGCUUACUACGCCACGACGAGACUCUUCUGGACGUACCAUACGCUAGCGAACAAUAGCUUACUUUUGAAGCAAAACGGCAACAAUUACAUUGGCCGCGAGUGGUGGUACCCGGGCUUCCGGUACUUUGAGCGUAACGUACGCGGCCCGAUACCACUCCAGUACGAUCUGCCGAUUUCGAUGCCAGCGGCGUGGAUGAAGAAGAGUCCGAAGUUGCCGGGACGCGAAAGUUGAUACGGUUAGGGGGGUGGGGAAGUAUCGAGACACCACCCGUCUCUCGCCUGCCAUCGUAACGCCACCCCAAAGGCCAACGCCCGUGAAAGGUAAACGGAUAACGUGGUCACUCUUGUGCACCGCCGCACACCUUCCAAUCGCGGGUGUGGGCAUCGAUAGAACCACCUUUGAUAAUGUGAUUAUAAUAGGUUGUGGAAGAGAAGAACGAAACGGAGAGGCGAGGGAACAAAACUAAAAAUGAAAGACUUCCGAAGACAAACCGUAAUUCGUGGCAAGAUACGCUACUCUUGCUUCUUAGCUACAGCUCGUUCCGUUUGAUGUCUGUCAGCUACCUAUCUACUGUCGUCGCCCCACACAGACUAUCUCUCCAUCAUCUUUCUUCCUUUGAGAAAGGUGGCUUUACCGUAGGUCAUAUAGCCAGUUCUGAUUUGUAGAACCAAGUGAUAGGGCACGGUAUCACUACCAAGAAACCAUCCUUUCCCCUUUACGGAACGAAACAACGAAGUGUUUUAAACGUACCAUAUCUUUAUAGGACUUUUAAGUGUUUUGUCUUGUGUCGCGGAAAAGGCGGAGCAGCGGAUUUGGUUUGCCAAACAAAAUGAACCACACUCUGUAGGAUUAGUGGCCCCCCGGUCUAUUAGCAUUUAGAUGAACGUUCUCCAAGGCGAUGAGGACAUUUUGACCAUACAAAAAAGAGAACCCCAAAACAAUCGAAAUGUGAUAAAACAGUGAACAACGUCUGCAAGAUCCAAAAAAAAAUAGAAAAAACAACUGACCCCAUCCUGCCUGUGUAAGAAUGGGACACGGAACUGGGAAUGUGAUGCAUUUCCUUUUGUCUGUUUGGAAUAGUUUCGAGUGAAAUGACGCCGUGUGUUGGUGGUCGUUAGUUAGAUAAUUGCUUUUGUAGUGCCCCGUAAGAUUUUUGGGAGUGAAGUUGUGUCUGAUCGAAAAUCUCAUCUUAACCAUGAACGACCGAUCGUCACGCCUCCACACGCCGUUCGAUCAUCACGGAACACCACACAAUAGCACACAGUCCCCUUUACAUAUAAAAGAGACAAAGCGAUGGGCGGCGUGACGCGUACGCUCAUUGCUGCUUGGAUGGAUACUCCCUCCCUAUCCCACGGAUUCCUUGCGACUGUUGUUAACUUAUUCCUGUGUGCCUUCUGGUGAGAAACCAUAACUGAAACUAAAAUGUUAACGAAACAAUCCUAAUACUGCCUUGUAUAAAGAGAAAGGAAAGACCAAAAUAGUGAAAUUAUAGAUGAGGCUGGUUGGUGUAAUGCGUAGAAUAGUUAGAACUUGGCGUCUCUAUCGGUUCCGAUCAUCUCGGAAUCAUUUGAGGACAAUGUUCUAGGCUUGCUAUACUGCUGAUUCGAUGUGCCUUCCGGUAGGAUUUAUGUAAAUAGUAGCGAAUGAAUAGGAGAAGGAGGGAUAGUCGAAAAGUAAAACGAAGUUGAACUACGAUGGAUAUUUUAGUCAAAAGAUCAGAAAACGAAUGUUAUUGAAAGAAAGAAGAGAAAUAAACGUUUUAAAUAGAAAAAAUA